Molecule: messenger RNA, 2469 nt
Organism: Heterostelium album PN500
Lineage: Eukaryota; Evosea; Eumycetozoa; Acytosteliales; Acytosteliaceae
Exons: 2
Coding region: 1-2469 (822 amino acids)
Source: RefSeq, a predicted model, not a curated record
AUGAAAAAACUAUUGAUAUCUAAUUCAAAUAAACAUUGUUUUUAUAACUUUAAUUUAUUUAAUUAUCAAAGUUUAAGUUUACAAAGUCAUUUAAAUCAUAACUAUAAUUAUAGUUUUAGUUUUAGUAAUUAUAGUUCAGAUAAUAAUAAUAGUAGUAGUAAUAAUAAUGAUAAUAAUGAAAGUAACAAUGUUAAAUUAGAUAAAAAUAUAAAUAGUAAUAAUAAUAAUAAGAGUGGUGGAUAUCGUGUAGUUAAACCAAAAAACUUAUACCAAAAUAAUAAAUAUAGUGGAAACUACAACAACAAUAAAUUUAACGGUUACCAACAAACAAACAAACCGAAUCAAAUAGAUCAUACACAUUUUCAAUCGAAACCUAAACCAACUAGACAACCACAAUCACAAUCACAGCUAAACACAUCUUUUAAUUCAAAACAAAAUUCGAUUUCAACAGAACAACAACCACAAUCACAAUCACAAUCACAACCUCCAAAUGAUAUUUCAAAGUACAAUGACAUAAUCACCAAACUAUGUGAUUCUAAAGAUAUAAUGAAAACAUGGAGGAAAUAUGAAGGUGAAAUACCUCAAUUCUAUAAAGCAGCGGUACUUUUUAAUACAUUGAAUAUCAAGCAAUCUCAUCAUGUCGAUCGUAUUGUGGUUGAUGCGUUGAUGUCAAAGGAGUACUCAUCGAUUACACCCAGUAACCCUGUUCCACUGUUGCUCGAUCUCAUUCUUCUCAUGACAUUGCCAGAGUGCAAUGCCUAUGACAGCGAUGGAACAAAGAGAGGACAUCAAUUCAUCAAUCAGCACCUACUCGAAAGAAUAUACACAAUGGAGAAUCAGAGAAUGAGAGACGAACUCUUUAAAUAUCUGAUUACCAGUAGUCUUCAACUGGGUCGUUACGAACUGGCGCUGCGUUGGUAUGCACGUGUCAUCCAUGCACCGCAAGCCGACAUCGUCAGACCGAUCUGUGUAUUCAAAUUCAUGCUGUAUCACCAGCUGCGAAUCGAGCGACUCAUGGCAAAGGGUGAAUCUGCAUCGUUGGAGAUCGAGGAGAUGACACUCUCCUUCUGGAAUCUCAAGGUACAAUCGAGACAGAUAUAUCGCGAGGCAUUCGAGGAGUACAAAGCAACUGAGAGCACUCUCAAAAGUAGAACAUUCAUUGAGCUACCGACGACAUCCGAUCAACCAUCGAAACCCGAUCAACUACUGGACAAAGCGGUAUCAACGAGGAAUAUGCCAAACAUAAAGAAUCUGCUGCUCGACUACUACCUUAAAUUCGAUAUUAUCCCACCUGGAACGCUGUUGAUCGAUUCAGUGAUGUUCCUCACCGACAUGAAUAAUCACGAUGCCUACCGAGAGUUCCUACGCAAUAUUCCCGAGAGUGCACGCGACCACCAAGCGAUACUCUUCCACCCGGCUCCAUACGUGCAGUCCUCACUGACCGAUCCGAAUAAACGACUCGAACUCCUCAGACAUCUCCAACCACAACUGUACAUCCAAAACGCACGUAUCAUCCUCUCGAUUAUCAUUGACCUCUUCAACGCACAGGAAGAUCACAAAGCGAUCUUAUUCUUCUUGAAAUCCGCCAGAAAGCCAUCGGUAUUCCCAUUCAUUGCGAAAAAGAUGCAGAUACUAAAGAAGUUUUGUCAACUCGAUGAAGAUCUCUAUGCACAGAUGAGCUUGAUCGACCAGUGGGUCGAGUACUGGAGGACAACGGAAUCGGGUGUGCCAAACGAAAUGAAGAUUCUGCAAGCAUCGCAUUUGCUGCAAGCCAACAAGCUGGAACAAGCAGUGGAAAUACUCAGUAGAAUUCCAAAGGAUAUCGCCAGCUAUCGUCUCAUUCCAAAGCUGCUGGAAGUCAAUAUCGAAGCAAUAUUACGUCCACUUGCACAGAGCACAGAGAAUCAGAUUCACAUCGAGGAUAUCGAAUCUGAAGAACUCUACAGUAAACUGCAGUUUCCAACCAAAGACAGAAGCACCUACUUUGACAAAGUUAUGUUCUCUACCGCUCUCUUCAGAGUGUUGAAUCGACUCAACAUAAGUCCAUGGUUGAUUUUGGAGUAUGUCGAUAAGAAUCCAGAGUUGUUUGGUAAUACCCAAAAGUUACCAUCACCAUUGCUCUAUCAGAUGGUAAAGAGACAGUCUUCGUCGCCACAGUUAAAGUUACUCAUUCAAUACUCAGACAUCAAGUCCUACCAUGAACCACUGAGAAAUCUACUCGGUCGAUUGAUCAGCUUCAACAUUGUCGAAAUCAACUUGGCAUUCUCAAACUUCCCAAAGAAAAGAAUAGAACCAGAGCUUGUUAUCAGUCCAGAGAAUUUACAGUUUAUUGAACAAUAUCAUAAACAAACAUCAUUUGGAACUAAUUUAUCCACCAUUGAAUCAUUGUCAGUAGCAUUAGAAGCUUGCACGAGUUCAGUCAAAAGUCUUUCGAUCCUUCCUAUUCUUUCCUCUAAACCGGUGAUCUGA